GAAGCUUAGGCUGUAAUUCGUAUUAUGAUAGGUUGUGAAAGUGGAAAGUACCUCCUCGGAAAUCCCCCAUUUGGCAUUUCCUUAUUGACAUCAAUGUCUUCUGGGCUCGCUUAAAUCCUACACUGUGUUUUUCUACGCCUUGAAUGUGCGCUUGAUGAAAGAGGCUACGUUAGGUUUGAAGGCGCCAUGGAGCACUAGGCUACUCGGGGCUACACUGAUUCAAGCAGCAGGCGGUGGAGGACCGGAGCAUCUUAUGGGCUUUGUUGGCGGAUACCGACAUAUUGAACAGAGCUAAACUGGUUUCCCGCUCCUUUCCCAGAGAGAACACAAUGUCACAGGGCCAAAACUUCCUGCCUAAGUUCCUGUUCGUGAGUAACCUCCUGAAGGCCAUGAAGAUCCGUGAGCGAGUGCCCCACGAUGUCGUAAAGCCAUCAGCUGGUGGUGGUGUGCUUCACCACCUUCGUGGCAUGCACCGCUACACGCUGGAAAUGAUCCGGAUGAGCCAGUUCCCGCAGGCCUUCCGUGAGAUCAUCCAGUCGGCCAUCUUGGACCGGGCUAUGCAGACCUCACUGGAGCAGGAGAAGAGGCUCAACUGGUGCUAUGAAGUCAAGAAGCUGGUGCCACUCCGAACAAAUGGUGAUGGGAAUUGCCUGCUUCAUGCAGCUUCACAGUACAUGCUGGGUGUGCAGGACACAGACCUGGUCCUGCGUAAGACCCUUUACGCCGUGCUCAAAGAAACAGAUACGAAUAAUUUCAGAGCACGCUUUCAAACAGAGCUGCUACACUCCCAGGAGUUCACCCAGACCGGCCUGCGCUACAGCACCAAGAACUGGGAAGAGGAAUGGGAGAAGAUAGUUGAUAUGGCGUCUCCUGUGACCAGCAGCAAUGGCUUACAGUUUGACUCCCUGGAAGACAUCCACAUUUUUGUGCUGUCAAAUAUCCUGCGCAGGCCGAUUAUUGUAAUUGCAGAUCAAGUGCUGAGAAGUAUGAAGUCUGGCUCCUCUUUUUCACCCCUCAAUGUAGGAGGCAUUUACCUGCCUCUUCACUGGCCUCCAGGAGAGUGCUACAAAUAUCCCAUAGUGCUCGGCUAUGACUCGCAACACUUUGCCCCCCUAAUCACAAUCAAAGACAGUGGGCCAGAAUUUCGAGCUCUACCAUUGAUCAAUCCAGGAAGGGGAGGCUUUGAAGAGCUGCGCAUCCACUUCCUGACAGAAAAGGAGCAGCAACAGAAGGAGCGGCUCUUAAAUGAAUAUCUGAUGCUCAUGGAGAUCCCAGUCAUUGGCGUGGGUUAUGAACCCACAAAGAUCAUCAGAGCAGCCCGCCUCGAUGAGGGCAAUCUGCCUGAAGACAUGAACUUGAUGGAAGACUAUAUGCAGCUGGUGAAUCACGAGUACAAGCGGUGGCAGGAGGACAAAGAUGCAAUGUGGGCUCCAACAUCGCAGCAGGCACCACCACCCUUCUCCGUCUCGCAGUUGUCACUGAUAGAGAUUCGCUGCGCCACGCCGCGCUGCACCUUCUACGUCUCGGUGGACACACAGCCGCACUGCCACCAGUGCUUUGAAAAGCGCCGCGCCACUGGUAAACACGAGGCCGUCACCAGCCGUCCCAAUCGAACCAACCAUGCCAACGCGCCAUCCGAGCCAACGAUCCCGAGCCCGCGCUCAGCACCACCGACUGCACCGAGCCUGAGCCUGUACAGUGAGACACAUGCCAUGAAGUGCAAGACACCUGACUGUCUGUUCACGCUCAGUGUAGAGCAUGAUGGCUUGUGUGAACGCUGCUUUAAUGCCCGCCAGGCAGGUAACGGGCAGCCUCAGGGACCUGCCCAUGGCUGGGGACACACUCAAUGGGCACCGAACACCCGAGAUCGAGAAAAAAAUAGAGAAAGAGAUGCAGAGCACUGCAGCGCAUGUCGGCAGGAAGCCUCUCGGACAUUCAAUGGCCUUUGUCCACCCUGCAUGCAGAGGAGUGCUGUUGCCCAGCAGCAGGAGCCCAGAAUGGACAUGCCAGCAUGGGCUCCAUCCAGGGAUCCAGAGCGUCCUGGUACCACUGGGCACACAUGGCACACACAGACAGCACGCCAGUGCAAACGCUCGGGCUGCCAGUUCUUCGGCACCCACGAGAAGUUAGGAUUCUGUACCAUUUGCUAUGUGGACUAUCAGACCAAUCACCAGGGAGCUCCAGCAGUGGUGCAGCCCAGACAUACAUCAGAGGCAGGUUUUCAGAACGUACGGUGUCGUGGGCAGGGCUGUGGCGCUGUGGGCAAAGCCAUGCUCGAGGGCUACUGCAACAAGUGCUACGUGAAGGAGCAGAGCACCAGACUUAAUGAAGCUGCUAGCAGAGGCUCCACUUCUCCUCCAGUCUUGCGAGCGCCCAAAUCACGUCCGAUGGCGACACUUAGCCAGGCCCAGUGCCGACGCAGCGGCUGUAAGAACGUAUCACCUGGCUGCACGGACUUGUGCCCAGACUGCCUGAACCGUGGCGGUCAGCGCGAGGGCCGUCGUGCCCACGCACCAAAGGAGAAGAGCAAGCAGCGUUGCAGGACACAAGGCUGCGAUCAUUAUGCCAACCAGGAAAAACAAGGCUACUGCAACGAGUGUGACCACUUCAAGCAGAUAUACCGGGGCUGAUGCUACCAUGUUCCUUUUUUUCUAAAGAGGGGACUAGAAUCUUUGCACGCUGAUGUGUGCCAAACCUCUCCUACACGGAAUUCCCACAGCUAACUGAGCCACCUGUUUUUGGGUGCCAGCAGCGGUGUAACACUGGCGAUUUACCUCUCAAGCAAGGUUUUGAUCAUUUUUCUAUGUGAAUAAGACCGAGAUGGGACUGUUGAUAUAAAGAAACUGAUGAUACACUGGCAUCCAGUUGCAUCCAUCUGUGCUAUCUGUGAUUUAUAUCAAACAGGGUAAUAAGAUUGUAAUCAGUUUGUACAUUGCUGGAAAAACAAACAAAAAAAAAAUUGAGGAGGGGAGGGGGAGCAUCUUCGAAACAUUUCUUUCAAAUUGUGAACUAAACAAAAAAAAAAAAACAGUGAAAAUUUGACCAAAGUAACUUCCAGAAUAAUUCUGACCAAGUUGAUGUACAUUGCCACUGCAGACUGCAGUAAGCCAGUGGGGCCUGUAAAAAAUAAAAAUAAAAAAAAAAAUAAAAAAAUACAGGAGCCACAGCUACAGGGUUUCAGAGGCCUCAGAAAAACCAGUUUAUUUCUUACAAUGUAGGUUAAGUGCCAAUGAGUGUUUGCAAAGCAGAGCUCCAGUUUUAUUUUCUGCUGCACCAUUUGAUGUCUGCUGCCAAAAUGAACCUGUUGCCUUUUGAGAUUUUAUUUAUUUAUUUAAUUUUUGGGUUUUAUUGUCAUCGCUCACUUUUCUUUUUUUUUUUUCUUUUUUUGGCCUGCUCGUGCUUGAAAACGAUUACACACCCGAUUUCGCCUUGCUCUGGACUUCGUUUGGUCUGUUUACGUUUCCUAGCUAUGGCACUAGGUGAUGUUGGAUGCAUUCUAACAUUUUCCCGUAGCUAAGAGGGAAAAAAAAAAAAAAGAAGAAGAAUUAUUUCCGAAGUGCAAUAAAAACAGGUUCUCUCCAUCACACCUUAACAAACCACACAAACACUCGCUUGUGAAGAGAAUCGCCACAUCAAAGUGUCAACAAGGAAGAGCCGUGCAUGCAGUGACAGGAUAGACUCCUUUUAUUUAAAAAACAAAAAAACAAAAAAAAAAAUUACAACCACACAAAUCCGAAAGUAAACACACCCGUGUGUUGUGUACAUCCUCUUUUAGAAUCGUGAGUACUUAGUUUUAUCUGCAUUUUUUUUUUUUUUUUUUUUUUCUUUUCUUUUCUACAAAGGAGCUUCUUUCCCUUAGCUUUUACUUCUGCUACAUUCACAUGAUGCCUCUCUUGCAUACAGCUGGUAUGCGGAAAAACAAAACGACAAAAAAAAAAAAAACAACAACAACAAAA
Molecule: messenger RNA, 3956 nt
Organism: Hemibagrus wyckioides
Lineage: Eukaryota; Metazoa; Chordata; Actinopteri; Siluriformes; Bagridae
Gene: tnfaip3
Product: tumor necrosis factor, alpha-induced protein 3
Exons: 9
Coding region: 330-2630 (766 amino acids)
Biological process (GO): cytoskeleton organization; cell migration; protein deubiquitination involved in ubiquitin-dependent protein catabolic process
Cellular component (GO): nucleus; cytoplasm
Molecular function (GO): cysteine-type deubiquitinase activity; zinc ion binding; DNA binding
Source: RefSeq, a predicted model, not a curated record